CUAAGUUGGCAAAGUUUGACGCGCCGACUUUCACAGCACAGACUCUUCUGAUAGAAACCAGAAAACUAUUCGGGAUAUUUUCAGUGACUCAACAAAAUGUAUGUACGAUAAGAAGUUCGGCGCCUGUAAGCUCAUGUCUGGCCGUGAACGGAGCUAUAUCACCCUCCACCUGCACUUAAUUGUUUCGGAGUUCUGCUCUCGAUUCCUGUGGGCGCGUAACUUUUUUAGACCAGGAUAAAAACUGGGAUUUUUUUGGGCACUUUGGCAGGCGACAGGACAUCGUCUGCGCCAGGCAGAGAAGUCAACAAGUGCCUCUCAUUUACGGUUAGAGGAGAGAGAGUAUGAGAGCUUGAAGUUGCUGAAUGGAAAGUUAGUGGCUACUUUCUUGGUCGCAGGGUAUUUAGAGUAACAUCUAGUUUGAACCACUGGAAGUUGAGGAGGACAUUUAUUCUUAAGGCGUUUACGAGUUUGUUAUCACAAUGAACGGACCAGUGGUUUUCCAGAUGUGGACGGUUUUACUGUUGGGGACUAUCACCGGGGUCUGCAGGGCUCAGGUCGCCACCGCCAAAGUGCUGAGAGGAAACAUCAGGAGAGACGACAGCAAUCGCCUCACCACAGACUUUUACCGCAAAGAGGAAAACAUCACAGUGACGCCGGUGAGAGGAGCCAUCUACAGCCCACGCUACCCCAACGCUUACCCCCGCAAUCUGCUGUUGUCAUGGAAACUGCUGUCCCCACCUGGGAGCCGCAUACACCUGGAGUUCGACGGACACUUCGGACUGGAGGAGGCUGAGAAUGAGGUCUGCAGGUAUGACUUUGUUGAAGUGGAGGACCAAUCAGAGACCAGCACUAUAAUUUGGGGUCGCUGGUGUGGACAGAAGGCACCGCCUACUCUCAACUCCAAAACCAACAUGCUCAGAGUCACCUUCAAGUCUGACGAUUACUUUGUUGCAAAGCCGGGAUUCAAAGUCUUCUACUCCCUGCUGUAUGAAUCUCCCCGGCCUGCGUCCAACACCAACUGGGAGGCCGUCACCAUGCUCAUGUCGGACAAUGCUGAAGGGCAGAUGCCAGUGGCAGUCACCGAGGUUCCAUUCUCAUUGGAGGAUUUGGACCGGACCAUUGCUGCCUUUGAAACCGUAGAGCAGCUGUUCAGGUCGCUCAGCCCAGACACCUGGAGACAGGACCUGGACAGCAUCUACACUCAAACACACAUACACUAUAGAUCCAGGGCCUAUCAUCUGGCAAGCAGACAGAAUAAAGUUGAUCUGAACCGCCUUUAUGACGACGUCAAGCGCUACAGCUGUACGCCUCGGAAUUACUCGGUGAACCUGAGAGAGGAGCUGAGGGCCACCAACGCCGUCUUCUUCCCCCGAUGUCUGCUGCUCAAACGCUGUGGAGGCAACUGUGGCUGCGGAACGGAGAACUGGAACAACGGCUGUACCUGUCAGGCCUCCAAGACGACUCUCAAACUACACGAGGUGCUGAAGUACGCCCCAGAGGUCAGUCUGCAUCAGCGCCAUCGGAGGCCGGUGAAGGUGCGCUGGGUCAUAGAUGAGAUCUUCCUCACACACCAUGAAAAGUGUGAGUGUGCGUGUCCCUCCCAGCCCCCCCGCUGAGACACCCAGCCUGGGAGGAGCAUCAGGAAAUGAUGGACAAGUUUCUUUUUUAUACAUGUUUUGCAAACGGACUACUUAUAAUUACAGCAACGCAGACACACAUGCAGCAAAGAAGAAGGCAACAAUCUGACAAACGCUGCUCGCAUCGUACACAGGGACAGUUGUUCGUGCAUGUACAGUUAAUGCAUUUACAGCCACAUUUGUAAAUGUUAAGACACAUAUGUUCUUAUUUAAAUUUCCUGGAACUUGGAGUCUUAAGUUUUCCCUAUUGUUCCCUCAAAAAAAUGUAUACAGAAUAAAUACCAUACCAAACUAUGUGAGAAUACACCAACACCGCAUCAAAUUUACAUUCUGAUUUACGAGUUUAAAAGAUGCAAAUGUGAAUUUAAAUGUAACUGUAUGCAACUGCUGUGUUAACAGUAUUCAUUCCUGUUUCAUGUUUAUGUGUUUGCAUUUCUGCUUGAUAUCAAAAGGGUAUUUGCAGAAACUUCAAUCCCUCUGCCAGGAGCAUGCUGAGAUGAGUGAGCGUAAGACAGAAGGAGGGAGGGAGAAGGGUUGGAGGAAGCGUAAACUAAAAUAACACUUUAUCUCAAUGUGAAAUAAGGCUAACCACAACCCUCCAGAACCUACUUGCACACCAGCACACAUUCACACUCCAGGCAAAAGUAUAUUAGCUUUACUGAAUUCUUCACAUUUCUUGCUUUUUUUGUGCAUACAUUCCUGACUGCAUACAUUCAGGCUUCUCUUUGUCUGUCCUUCCAUCCAUAGGCUCUCUGCUCCUCGUGUUUCUUUCUCCCCGACUCCAUGCACACACACUUUCUCUCCCUUCAUCACUCACUUUCACAACACAUCAAAAGAGAUGUCAGAUGAAGCUGUUGCGCUUUGCCUACUUUUCUAUGCGUUCCUGGCAUUCCCACUGCUAACCGGAAUUCUGCUAACACGAAUAAAACCAUGAUCCUCAAGCUCUGAAAACAUGAGGGGAAAAAGCUAUUUUUUUUAAGGAGAGGCUGCUCACAGAAAAUAGACAAUCAAGCCAGCUAUUUGUAGAUUACCAGCACUUCUAGAUGAGAGAUGAGAGCGGAGCCACUUUGCAGAUGCAAUAUAAAAGAUUGCAGCUACUCUAGGCGUUUCAAUCAGCAUGUUUAUAUAUUCAGCUAGCCUGAUUUUUUUUUGUCAAACUGCUUUUUACCUUCUCGCAAAGAUGCUAACAUGUAUCAACCAACUCUGCAGCGGCACCACAGUGAAAAAGAUCUGUGGGAAUUAGACUAAUGUUCUUGGUCUCUGCUGAAAAUAUAAAUUGAGUGUGGUGGUGAGAGAGAGGGCUGUGUGUUACCGCUCAGGAAGAGGUCCUUUUGUUUAAAGGGUGGGGGGGUUACCAACAGUCUGCGAAAGCUGGCAGCCGAUACAACCAGGGGAAUGGUGAGCAUGUGACCGUGCUCGCAAGUGCAUAUGUGAGUGUGUGCAGGUAGCUGGAGUAUCAAAGUAAUAGAGCAAGAAUUCAAAGUAACUGCUUAUCAUUUCCAAACACAUGAUCCAGCUGUGCGGAAUCAAACACAGCAGCGUUAGUCAUCUCUCCAUC
Notothenia coriiceps (black rockcod) is the source of this 3195-nucleotide messenger RNA. RefSeq names its product platelet derived growth factor d (gene pdgfd). NCBI's taxonomy places the organism in Eukaryota, Metazoa, Chordata, Actinopteri, Perciformes, Nototheniidae. The coding region runs from base 480 to 1616 and encodes 378 amino acids. Gene Ontology annotation, molecular function: growth factor activity; platelet-derived growth factor receptor binding. The record is from RefSeq and is a predicted model, not a curated record. Gene Ontology annotation, biological process: positive regulation of protein autophosphorylation; positive regulation of cell population proliferation; positive regulation of phosphatidylinositol 3-kinase/protein kinase B signal transduction. Gene Ontology annotation, cellular component: membrane. The transcript has 7 exons.